Molecule: messenger RNA, 2225 nt
Organism: Leptopilina boulardi
Lineage: Eukaryota; Metazoa; Arthropoda; Insecta; Hymenoptera; Figitidae
Product: headcase protein
Exons: 5
Coding region: 662-2062 (466 amino acids)
Source: RefSeq, a predicted model, not a curated record
ACUGGUACACCCUACGUGUGAGCGAGUGUUUUUCGUUGUGCGAAGAGCUGCCUCAACAAAAGGCAAAAAAGCCGGCUUCCUGCUUCGUAUAUGUUUUCAACAAUAUUUUUCAUCCCCAGUGACAUAUUGUGAUAAAAUUGAAGAAUUUUUUUUCAAGGGUGAUGACAAACAGUGAGUGAGAAAGAGACAACCCGGUAGUAUUUCGAUCGAAAAUACCCCGCAGCCACCCCCUCUGUCCCACGCGCUGCGGUGGUGACCCUGACACUCACAGUUUAUUCAUCGAAUUCAAUUUCAAGUUAACAUUUAUUCGAUUAAAAAGUUAAUUCGCGUUAUUAAUUUUGUUUGUGACCUUGAUUUUUUUCGCGUGUGUGUUCGCCUAGUGACCUUGACCUCCCGUUUCUCCCUAAGACUCGAUGAUAUGUGGAUUUUUCUUUUCCGAGGGUAGUUUUCGUGUAGGGUUUUUCCGAGACACGUGGUUCCAUAAAAACAUUUGGGGUAAAAGUUUUCAAGGGUGUGUUAGAAUGAAAUAGUGCUCAAGACUACAAUAGACGAUUGUUUGUGAAUAAUUUGGGAUUGUUUUUGUUUUUUAUUGCUUUUUUUUUCAUCAAAGACAACGGAUUCAUUUAAGGAAAAUUUUGAGACUGGAGUUUUUUGGAAUACUAUGGCCCCAAGACGACAGGUCAAUGGGCAUGGUGGUGUUUUAAUUGAUCCAACAACAAAUAACAGUCUUCAUAACGACACCAUGGAUAACUUGAUUGUCAACGGUCAACAUUCAAACACAACUCAUUGCUGUAUUCCAAGUGGUGAGUGUCUUCGGGGAGAUGCAUUGAUACGUAUGAAUUCACUUCAGGAUGUGAUUAAAGUGACGUGCAACAAUGAUAAUUGUCCAGUGGGACAAUUUAUGCAUAGAGAAUGUUUUGACGCAUGGGAGCAGACAGUGUUGACAUAUUUGAAAAGUUGUGGACGUGCCAGAAGUUGGUCAGAACGUCAACGUCAUCAGAAUCUCUGGACCAAGAAGGGUUAUGAUUUGGCAUUUAAAGCUUGUGGAUGUCGCUGUGGACGUGGACAUUUGAAAAAAGAUUUAGAUUGGUUGGCACCAGGUGUUAAUCAUGUGAAUGGAAAUCGUCACGAGGAAAAUGAAGCUAAAAAGAAAAAACGUAGGAAUAGACAAAAUACAAGACCAAGUCUUGCUGUUUCCGCUGGACCACCGGGACAUGCUAAUCAUGUGAAUGGAGGAGUUCGAGGAUCUGAUGUGCAGAUUAUUGAGAAUGGACGAGGAAGGGCUGGUUCUCUUUCAUCCAGCAAUGGGUCCAGCUCUCCGCCUGCAUCCAGCGAGCCCAGCGUCAGCCCUCUUCAUCAACCCCAGGCACUUGUCAAGAAGAAGAGUAAGGUGGAAUUCUUCAGCGAUAGAGUUCGACAAAGCUGCGGAGCAAAUGGCAUCUUUUCUCGUCGUCUGGACUUCAGUGCAUUCAACAGCUUGCCGAGGACCAAAUUGAACUCCUAUCACAUUAAGAUGGAAGAUGAGGGUAAUCAUGGGAAUGAUGAUACGAGAUGCUUUAUCCUCUCGACAUUGGCAGCUUUACAGUGGUCCAGGGUGUCGUGUGUCCUUUGCCGAGCAGCGAUGCUAGUCUUUGAUAGGUAUCCUCUCGUGGAUGGUACCUUCUUUCUGUCUCCAAGGCAACACUCUCACGCCUGCGCUGAGGUGAAGGUCGAGGGUCGUACCCAAUUUUUAUCGGCCGUUUGCAUGAAUUGCUUGGAGGGUAGCGGAAACGCUCCAGUUCGUUGUCGUUCUUGCACCCAACCUUGGGAUGGCUCCAGUCUGGUCCUGGGGACAAUGUAUAGUUAUGAUAUUUUCGCCGCCAUGCCAUGUUGCACCGAUCGUUUAAAGUGUAACAGCUGCCAGAAGCCCUUGAUCUACCCUCAUCAGCGACUGAAUUUCUACUCAGAUUAUAGCCGCGUUUUCGCCUGUCCACACUGCAGAACAAUGGACGCUCACUUUGUGAAGCCCCUCUCGUCCUGUUUUACUCGCGAACAAUUUCAGCUGUACAGUCAGUGGCCGUAACCACUAGGGAAUCUAGUAAACCGCCUAAACACUGCGGGAGACCACCUUUCCUUGAAUCCACUGCUAACAUUACUCCGGGCAACGUUACUUUAGAUACUUUUUUUCAAUUAACAGUAAAAUACACUCAUACACAGACACAUAAUACAAAAAAAAAAAAAAACAA